Messenger RNA from Colletotrichum acutatum, 974 nucleotides. RefSeq lists its product as uncharacterized. Bases 393 to 776 code for a protein of 127 amino acids. Lineage: Eukaryota; Fungi; Ascomycota; Sordariomycetes; Glomerellales; Glomerellaceae. The transcript is spliced from 2 exons. The record is from RefSeq and is a predicted model, not a curated record.
GGAAGGGGGCGGGAAAGAAUAGGACGCCCCAAACCUUAUGGUUGCUCAACCCUGUUGAACCCCUCCAAGGACCAAACCUACAAGAGAAACCGGACGGUUGUUUAGUUCCAUCACAAACCUCUUAGUGCCGUCUUUUAUUUUUGCUAGAACUGCCGUAAUCUGGAGAUCGGAGUUAACAUUAAGAACCCGCACCGGCGCGUUUCUCUUCUCUGUUACCGAUACCUAGUGUACUUUUUAGACUCUGUUUGAAGACAGAGCUAAUACACUUAGUUGAGGCUUGAUCAGGAUAAGUGAUAAGAGAGAGAGAGAGAUAGAGACUCCCAAGGACGUAACGAGUGGACCUUGGGCUGGGUCAAGGGUUAGAAGGGGGAUCGGCGGGCUCCGGCCGGCCGAUGGCAGUCUCUGCCAUGCCUUUGCUCCCUCAUUCUACUUCGUACGUCUUGGCGACUCCCUCACCGAGUCGCACGAACAGAGGAACAUACAGAGAGAGCGACGAUAUCAUAGAUGAUAGUGCGUAUCUGACAAAGUGUACCAAAGAUCUAGAGGUUGUUCCCCUUGCUCUGGGUUGUCCUUACCAACCACCACCACCUCCACCACCCAGACGUACAGACGUUUCCUCCUCCUGCUUUUCCCUUGCCCCUCCUUCCCCCUUCUCCAACGUAACCCUCCCACCACGACCCCGUACCCUUGCCGCCAAACCCCAGCCUGACCCAACCACCAGCAGUGCCGUAUCACCUGCCGGAAACUGGGGAAAGCAACAGACAACACUUUUGUGAGUGUGUGUGCUCUGUGAAUAGAAACAGCUAGCUAUCCGUACUCUGAGGGUAUUUCCCCUACCUGCCCAGUUUGAGAGCGCUCCUGGCUGUGAUGAACCUUUGGGCACAUGCUUCGAAACCCCCCUUGCCUAUCCUUUUUGACCUUGAACCUGCACUGCAACUACGCAGUAGACUCUCUCACCCAUCCAUCAACCCCUC